Messenger RNA from Dermacentor andersoni, 1916 nucleotides. RefSeq names its product peptidyl-prolyl cis-trans isomerase H. NCBI's taxonomy places the organism in Eukaryota, Metazoa, Arthropoda, Arachnida, Ixodida, Ixodidae. Gene Ontology annotation, biological process: protein folding; protein peptidyl-prolyl isomerization. The record is from RefSeq and is a predicted model, not a curated record. Gene Ontology annotation, molecular function: cyclosporin A binding; peptidyl-prolyl cis-trans isomerase activity. Gene Ontology annotation, cellular component: intracellular membrane-bounded organelle; cytoplasm.
CAUCUCCAUGACGUCAGCAGCGUCGUUUGUUGCAGCGGGCACGUUGGAUUGCAUUGCGGAGCCUCUAUUUCUUGGUUACAUUAGUUAACAAUGGCAAAUUGGAAUCAACUUCAACAACAGCUCAGGCAUCCGAACAAUCCUGUGGUGUUCUUUGAUAUUACCAUCGGCUCUACGGAGGUUGGGCGAAUGAAAAUGGAGCUUUUUGCCGACGUAGUUCCCAGGACCACGGAAAACUUCAGGCAAUUUUGCACUGGAGAGUACAAGAAGGACAGCGUACCGAUUGGCUACAAAGGCUCCACGUUUCAUCGUGUCAUCAAGGACUUCAUGAUCCAGGGAGGUGAUUUUGUCAAUGGUGACGGUAUGGGAUUGACAAGUAUAUAUGGUGGCGCCUUCCCCGACGAGAACUUCCAGAUGAAGCAUGACGCCGCUGGCUUGCUGUCCAUGGCCAACAGUGGCAAAGAUACCAAUGGCUGCCAGUUUUUCAUUACAUGUGCACGAUGUGACUUUCUAGAUGGGAAACAUGUUGUGUUUGGUCGUAUCCUUGAUGGUUUACUGGUCAUGCGGAAGAUUGAAAAUGUUCCCAUUGGACCCAACAACAAGCCGAAAAUUCCUGUUAUCAUCUCACAGUGUGGUGAAAUGUAAACUUGUGCUGGUUGGGACAUGUAAAUACAUCUUCAAGCCCUGUGGCACACAAAGCUUGCAAAAGUGUGUCGUUCCAAGGCUGAAGAGGAGAACCCUGCACUGGAACACAUGCUUGUAUACAUAGAUCAGUGAGAAAAGCAGUAGCUGUUCCAGUGUAUGACCACUCUCUUACUGUGGUUAUUAAUGCGUGUUGGACUUGGAGAAGGAGCUUCUGAAACGGGAACAACGCAGUGUGAUGAAAAAACUUGCAGUUUCAUAUUGUGUUUGCAAAAUGCACCAGUUGUCUCCUUGCAGCACUGCAUGUUUUUUUGCUGCGAAUGGCAAGCUAAAAUAUACAAAGAUUCUUUUGAAACAAUAUUUGAGUCAUUCUUGGUUCAUCAGUCAAACGCUUUCUUGCUGCUUCAUGUAUGGCAUUUUCUGUUAUUUUUGUGAUUGCAUUCAGCUAGUUUUAAGCAAAUCGGUGUUUGUUACUGGCAGCCUUCAAUUUUUUUGUUUAUUCACAUUUGCAAAUAAUGAUGAUGAAAUACCUGCUGCGAGCCUUAGCACUCACCACAGUGACUCAUUUUCUGUGAUAUUCAGCUGCUAAAUCAGAGAGAGAGAGAGAGAAUCAACUUUUGAACUGAGCGCUUAGUGACGGUUGGUGCGCGCUGGCACCAGAUGGGGUGGAACCUUAUUCUCAGGUCCCAUAUGCGUCCAGCAGUUCCUGGCCCCUAGCCGCCAGCGCGAGCUGGGUCGGUAGGUCAGGGCUGGACAACAAGGUCUCCCAUCGCUCGGGGGGGUUGGGGCUGGGGAGGGUGGGGGGUAGGGAUGGUGGGGGGUUCUUGAGCUUAGUGCACUCUGCAAUGAUGUGUGCUAGAGUGCCUUUUGACCGUCUGCAAAAAGGGCAUAAAGUGUCAUGCUCUGUUGGGAACAUCUUGUGCAAGAGCACGGGAUGCGCUAGCGACCCCGCUUAAUGCGAAAUUUUGUGUUUCGUUUUCGGACUGCUGCAGCCAGGCACGGGCAAACACAAGAUUGUGGGCUUCAUUUUGGCUGCUACAGCCGUGUUUCAAUGGAAGUAGAACGAAAAAAGAAAAGGCUUGUGUACUUCGAUUUCGGUUCACAAUAAUGAGUCCUUGCAUUGUUUGGGAACAUUAAAUCCAAAUAAAUCAGCCAUAUUUUUCAACGUAAAGGCCAUAUCCAAUGCAGUCUUCAAUGUGCAUUGAGGUGCUAGACAAAACGGGAGGAAGAUAGUGUGGGUGUUGGAGUAAUAAACAAUGACAGCAUUGUUGUUUCUU